Fraxinus pennsylvanica is the source of this 579-nucleotide messenger RNA. The record is from the annotation of a GenBank genome assembly. NCBI's taxonomy places the organism in Eukaryota, Viridiplantae, Streptophyta, Magnoliopsida, Lamiales, Oleaceae.
AUGGCAGCUCCAGGAAAAUGCUUUCUCGUCUCUGGCCCUCCUGGAGUGGGCAAAACAACUUUGAUAAUCCAAGUGCUGGAGAGCCUCAAGCAAUCUAAUCCCAGCUUAAAAGUCCAAGGCUUCUACACUCGCGAGGUGAGAGAAGGUGCAGAAAGGAUAGGAUUUGAAGUUGUUACUCUCGAUGGUCGUAAAGGUCUUCUUUCUUCCACCAAAAUUUCUAGCCCGGAGUCUCAUAGGUGGCCCACAGUGGGGAGGUACAGAGUUGACAUUGCAUCGUUUGAGUCAUUAGCAUUACCUGAAUUACAGGUUAAGGAAGACACCGAUCUGUUUAUAAUUGAUGAAGUUGGUAAGAUGGAGCUGUUCAGUUCAUCAUUCUUCCCUGCCGUAUUAAGAGUGCUUGAAUCAAAUAUCCCACUAUUGGCUUCUGUGCCCAUCCCAAAGUCAGGCAGAGAUUUACCUGGAGUUGCAAGGUUGAAAAACCAUCCAGGAGCUGCCCUUUACACAUUGAACACAAGUAACAGGGAUACUAUGAAGGAGCAAAUUUAUUCCCAUUUGAUACAACUACUACAAAAUCGUUAG